Messenger RNA from Biomphalaria glabrata, 9090 nucleotides. RefSeq lists its product as uncharacterized. NCBI's taxonomy places the organism in Eukaryota, Metazoa, Mollusca, Gastropoda, Planorbidae. The coding region runs from base 5611 to 6540 and encodes 309 amino acids. The transcript has 4 exons. The record is from RefSeq and is a predicted model, not a curated record.
UAUAUGUGUGUGUGUGUGUGUGUGUGUGUGUGUGCGCGCGCUGUACGCACGUUUAUGCAUAGGGUUAGGGUUUGCUGGGCGUUAGGGUUAGGGUUUGAAAAAAAUUCGCCCCCCCCCACUCCAAAGUUCUGGAUCCGCUAGUGCCUACAUUAUCUAUCAAUAGACUGAAGGCAAAAUUUAAUUUAAUUAAAAGUAGUAGAUUAGUUUGAGUAUUUUAUUGUAACAUUACAAAAUUGAUCUAGACAUUUGGAAAAAAAAUCUAUACUUUAAGUCUAGAAAUUGAAAUUAUAAAUCUUGAACUUGUCUAUAUAAUUUUAAACUAGACCUGGAAAUUCUAGAUCUAGAAUCUACAAUGACUUUAAUUAGAAUAUAAAUCUAGAUCUAGUUUUAAAAAACUAGAUCUAGUGUAAAAAAAUCUAUAUCUAGUGUAAAAAUCUAGAUGUGAUCUAAAUCUAGCUAUUAUGUCUUCUUUAAUACGAGAAAUAUGACGAGUUUUAAAAAGCAUUAAUACACUGAGAUCUUUUUGCAUUUCAUUUGAAGAAUUCAAUCCAUAUGAUAUCAAAAGAAAAAAAAUCCAAUACUUCACAAGGCCUAGCUAGAAUAAAAAAUGUCAUUAUCAAUACUAUCAAGUUGUCUAGGGUUUAUAGACAUUGAUGUACAGAGUCAUUUUAGCUUUUAAUUUAAAGAAUUACCUCCAUAUGACGUCAAAGAAAAAUAUUCCAUUACGUCACAAUGGGCUAGUUACACUAAAAAUGUCUUUAUUAACAUGAGAGAGUUAACGAGGGUUUAUAGAAAAUGGUGCAACGAAUUCUAAUAUGAUUGUAUUGAAAGAUUUAUAAAUAAAAUAAAUAAAGAAUUUUAAAAAUAUCUGAUUAUUACAAAUUUUCAGAGCAUCCGGAUAGCACAAUGUGUUGCCGCUGCACGAAAUUUGUUGAAUAAAAGUUCAUAUAAAAAAUGUGCGUGAUAUUUACAUACAAAAUGCAAUCUUAGCUUUUAUAAACGAAUAUAAAUGUUUUCUAUUAAUUUUAUCAGCUAGUUGAUCAGAAAAUAAUGUUAAAUAUUUUUUGUAUUUGUUGUAAAAAUUUCUUGUACAUUUAAAAAAUAUAUUUGACUUGGUGAUACUGAAAAUACAAAAAAUAAAUUAUCUUUCCUUGUUAACAUAUUGUAACUUUACCUCCCUUAAAUGUAUGAAUUGUUUUAGAAUUGUUUUUUGUUUAAUGAAAAAUCUUGAAUAAUUAAUUUUAUAAACUAAACAGUUUGCUAUCAGAAAACUUCUUCUUCUUCUUCUUCUAGCCAGCUUUAUUGCUGCUGAGCUAUGAGCUCUUUUGCAGAAUGUGCCAAGGAAAAAAAGUGUGCUGUUUUCUUCAGUUGUUCAGUACAGCCGUACAGGGUGUUGGUUAUGUUGGGCUGUAGUGGAAGUGGGGUUUGCCUAAGGUGGAUUAGGGAGGGGCAUUCAAAGAGGAUAUGGUUUACGGUUUGAAAGGGGUGGGCGCAGUGUCUGGAAAGGGGAAGUUGUGUGGUGUUUAUUUUGUUUAUGUGGUAAUUUAAUAGUGGUGUGUGUCCUGUUCUUAGUUGGAAAAUUGUAGAUUGUUCUUUGCGGGGGAGGAAGUUAAUACUGUCUAGUUUGUUAGGCGUAGUCAUUUCUUUGUACAUGGCUCUGCCUGUGUUUCCUGAUGCUCAUUGGUUGAACCACUCCUCUUUGUGAUUGUUGACUAACAUUGACCUUAGGGUGAGGUAGUUAACAAGUCUAUCUGGUUGUUCCAUAAAUGAACCUACCUUUGAUAGCUUAUCUGCCUUUUUAUUUCCCAUGAUGCCAAUGUGUCCAGGGAUCCACUGUAGUGUGAUAUUGAUAUUUAAUUUUGAUAUCAUCUGAUGGAUUAUCACAAUGAGUAUUGUCAACUCUCUUGGGCUGUUUGAGGUGUUGCUGUUAAGUGCUUGCAGAAUCGAUUGGGAGUCUAUAAAGACAACAAUAUCUGAUGGUGGUUGCACUCUUUCAUAUAAUUUGUUUUCCACUGUCUGUAGGGCUAUGGUAAUUGCCUCAAUUUCGGCUUGGAAGUUUAAGCAGUAAUCGCCAAAGGGUGCGCUUAUCUCAAAGUGUUUAUUUUUGGGGAAACCAGGAAGGCACCAAGACCAGCAUUGAUGGUGGCUUUGAAAGACGAUGUAUAAAUAUGGAUAGCUGUUUUUUAUAGCUUCAGUGGAUUUGAUUCUUUUGUUAAGGUGUUAUUUAGUAAAUGUGUUUUGAUGGUUGGUUGUUUGUAGUUUAGUCCGGGUGUAAUGUUUGAAAAUCUGGUAAUUUUUUCUCUGUUAUUGGGUAGGUGGUGUUUUAGGGCUAGUUCGUCAGUAAGUUGGAUCAGAGUCCUUUGCUUUUUUUUUUGGUUGUUUUUCCUAUUUCUCUGUGUUAGUAAUUUAUUUGGAUGAUCGUCCUCCAACCUUCUGUAUCUCUCAAUAGCUUCUAAUGCUGCUCUGUUGCGCCUUAACUUAAGAGGUUUUAUAUUGGAGUCUAUUUCACAGGCUGCUGUGGGAGUAGUUCUCAUACCUCCAAUAAUUAGCCGCAAGGCUUGGUUUUGGAUUGUGUCUAAUGAUGAUUGAUAGGUUUUGUUGGCAGCUACUUGUAUGGAGAGACAGUUAUCCAUUACAGAUCUGACGUAUCCAGUGUGUAACUUUCUUAGGGUUUUCUUUUCAGCUCUCCAUGAUGUUCCUCCUAGGUAUUUUAGUAUGUUUAAUCUUUGUGAUGCAUUUUCUUUUAAAUCUGCUUUAAAUCUGUUUUACACCAGGAUAUGUUGUAUUUUCUUCUUUAUUUAUUGUCUGUGAGUCUAUUUUUAGGAUGUAGUUUCUUUUUGCUGUUUUGUUGUUGUGGCUAAAGAUUGAAUAAACUGACUUUUCUUUGUUUAUUUCCAUUCUCCAUAAUUUUGAAUUCGUGGAGAUAGUUGUGAGGGCUCUAUUUAGUUGGGAUCUAGUCAGCACUGAAUAUUGCUCUGUAGUCCAAAUUAAAACGUCGUCUGCAUAAAGUGCGUUAUUGACCGAAAUGAGGGCUGGGAGGUCAUUCAUGAAGAUUAGAAAGAGAGUGCAGCUAAGGACUGAACCUUGUGGUAGUCCUUCUUCCAAACGUUUUUUUACUAGAGAUGGCACCUUCGAAUCGGGUUUGGAUGGUUCUGUUUUUUAAGAAUGCUCUGAUCCAGAUGUACAUUUUUCCAUGGAUGCCAAUUUAUUUUUUUCAUCUUCAAAAAUAGACCUUUUCUCCACACUCUAUCAUAGGUUUGCUGCAAAUCUAUAAAUACUGCUGUAGUGUGGUUGUUUUCAUGAAACCCUUCUACUGUGUCCUGGAUAAAACGAAAGAGGUGGUCUUCUGUUCUACUUGCUUUCCUGAAGUCAGCUUGUGCAUUGUGGAGUGAGCAAGUACUUUCUAGCCACCAAUGAAGUCUGUUAUUGAUCAUUUUCUCUGCCAUUUGGCCAAUGUUGGAUGUUAGAGAUAUUGGUCUGUAACUUUUUGGGUCUCCAGGUGGUUUAUUUUUCUUUAAAAUGGGUAUUAUGUUUGCGGUUCUCCAUUCCUGUGGUAUGUCUCCAGUUUAUCCAUGUAUGGUUGAUAAAGUUAAGUAUACAGUUUUGGGCCUGUGGUCCUAGUCCCCGGAUCAUUUCAUUUGUUAUUUUAUCGGGUCCAGGGGAUUUUCUUGACUUGAGGCUUUUUAGGGCAGUAUUGAGCUCAUGUGGAGUGAAGGAAGUGUCAAAGAUCUGACAGUUGACUGAUGGAGCUUUUUCUUCUUUCUUUAAGAUAUUACUGAAGGCCUGGUCCAGUUGUUUUCUUGGCUUUGACUUGUUAAUGCUGGCAAAAUAUUUAUUGAAGGUUUCAGCCUUUUUAAGGUUUUCUGUUAUUAUGUCGUCAGUGCCUUUUAUAGGUUGGGGGUUUGUUAUUUGUUUCUUUCCUGCUAGUCGGUGCAGAAGGGUCCAGGCCUUUCGACCAUCCUUGUUUAGAUCUAGUUGUUCACAUGUUGUGGUCCACUUUUUCUUUUUUCUGUUUUAAUUUUGUAUCUUAUAAGCCCUGUCAAUUUGUUGUACGUUGUCUUGUUCUCUCUAGUAGGGUUUUUUUUCUAUAGUCUUCCUGGCCAUGUUUCUUUCUUUUACUAAUUUAUCUAAUUCAGGUGUCCAAAAAGGUUUGUAUUUCUUAACCUGGCCUCGAGGGAUGUGUUUGUUUGUUUUGCAGCUUGUACGAUGUUGGAGACUAUAGUUGUGUAGGUUGAGUUGACGUCUGUCUCCAUUAUGUUUGAUAGUCUUGUGUCUGUUUCUUGUGAAAAAGCUGCCCAGUUAGCUUUUUUAUAAUUCCAUCUAGUUGUUUUGCUGGAAUGGUAUCUACCUGGCGUUCCAAUAUUGAAGAGUAUAGGCCUGUGUUCACAACCUAUGUCUUCAAGUACUGUUAUUUUAGAAGAGUCAGUAAUGUCUGUAGAGAUAAAAGUUAGGUCAGGUCUACUAGUUGUGUUGUGUGCUCUGUGGAGGAAAGUUGGAGGUGUAGUUUUGUUUUGCAGAAGUUGUAGGUUAGAGGCAUUUGUUACAUCCUCUAUUUCUUUGCCACGCUUGUUGUAGUGUGGGUAGCCUAGGGAAGGUGUGUGUGCAUUAAAGUCGCCAGCUAUUAUUGUCCUUGUGUAGUGUGGUAGUUGUAUGUCUAUUUCUGCUGUUGAUGAUGGUGGGCAAUAGUAGUUUUUGAUGGUGUACUUUGUUCCUCCUCUCCAAAGAAGUAUUUCCUGCGUGUCGAUGUCUGUAUUGUUCUGUAUUUGUUGUACUGUGGCUUGUGUGUCGUUUCUUAUGAGGGUCAUAAUUCCCUGGCAUUUGGUGCAAAGGCAUCUGUACUGUGUGUAGCCUGUGAUGUUUAUUUUUUCUUGGGCAGCAUCUUGUAUCUUGCAAUAGCGCUAUGUGUAUAUCAUGCUUCUUGAGUAUGUGUUGGAGUUCUGUUGUCUUGUUUUUUAGGCCUAAAAUGUUGAGUAGCAAAAGGUUUAGGUUUUUGCUGCUAGUCUGUUUUUUAUUUCUAGUAGCUGACUUAUCACAGGCAGACCUGUAAGAAACUGCCAUGAGUUCGUAUGGAUUUUUCGUUAAAAUCCUUGGUAUUUAGUGUAGGCUGGGUGUUUCCUCAGGCUUUUUUUUAAAUAUAUAGUCCCCGCAUUUGCAAGUCGCAUUGCAUGGUUAAAGGAUAUUCUUCAUUUCUCUUCUAGUUUUUAAGAUCUGAGUGAAACGGACGGACAAAAGGACAUUUUGUACAAAAGUAAUAUCGGCUUUACCCCUUACUGAGGCCACUAAAAAAUAUUAUAUGUAACUUUUUUGGUAAUAUAUUUUUUGCUUCUCUUUUUUCCCCAGGAUUCUUCCGCCUGCAAUGUAAUCUGCAAAUUGUUUGUUGUUUCAUUUUUUUUUAUUUUUCCUUGUGAUGUUCUGUUUACUUAUUAUUUCAAAAAUUAUUUCAAUAUUUCUGAUAAUAUAUGGAUAUGUCUUAUAGUUACUUUUUCAGUUGUAAUAUUUGUCUUCUUUUUAACGCUAUUUUGCAUAAGUAACAAGUUUAAAUAUGGUUCUGUUACUAUUUGUCAUAACAAACCAUGGCACUUUAUAAUUCUUGUUUGUCUGAAUAGUCCAAUGGUUAUUAUUUGGUCUUCAAUAUGUAAAGAACAGAUCCAAAGCUGCAAUUGUAAGACUUUCUUGAUUAUUUUGAUAUCCUUUAUUUUUACCAUUCCUUCUUUUGCCCUAACAUUUGUAGUUGUGACAUUAGUAACUUACAUAAUGUACCAAGUUGAGUCUGUCUACACUAUUGUAUCUGGUUUGGCAACUUUUCUGGUCUAUGUACAAGAUUACGAAAGUGGUUUGAGGAAAAAAAACGAACGAUGUUUGAAGAUAAUUACAGAAAAAAUUUGGGAAAAUAUCUCAGACAACAAAUUGAAUGAAGCGUAUUUACAUUUUUAUGAUGGAAAUAAGCCAUCUAAGAAUUUCAAAAAUGGACAAUUAGAAGUUGAAAAUUGCAUUCCCUUUAUUAUAAAGGGUACAAAGAUCUAUGUUAAAGACUCACUGGUCUAUCACUUUCGACGUUAUGAAAAGUUAAUAAUUAACCUCGUCCUGGCGGCAUCAUUUAUUGUGAUAAUAAUUAUAUUGGUGAUAUAUAUUGGAACUUGGGAGUUUAUUUCACCUACUAAUCAAAUGUUCUUCACAAGCUUUAUUGGCUUACUACCUUACCUCUUCAAAAUAGUCUUCUAUAAAGGCGACAGCGACUGUGAUAUAUUCUUUGAAACAGAAGAAUUCAAUGAAAAACUUAACAGAUAUAAAGAACAAUUUGAAGAGAUAAGAGAAGAAAAUAACCAAAAUGCGAGAAAUAGACAAGAAUCUAUUCAUCAGAGAAGUAUUGGAGAAAGAAAUUCCCAUUUAGAAGGAAAUGAAGAUAUUGAAAAAGGCAGCACUGACAAAAAAACGAAAAAGUUAAGAAACAAAAGUCAGCAGGUAAACCAAUACCUGAAUCUAACGUACCAAGACGAAACUAAUCCUUUGGAUCCUAGUCAAAAACAAAGAUAUUCCUAAGCACACUGGCGGAUCGAGGGUUGGGGUUGAAUUGUCCUAGUUUUAUGAAGAAAUCAUAGUUUGUGAACAGAAUUAGUUAAAUAUUUAUAUAAUAUAAGCUACUUAUUAAUAUUUGAAACCAUUUAUACAUUAUGUCAAUCGCCCUCCGCCCAAUCGUACAAACUAAUACUUUGUCUUGUGUAUUUUAGUUAAGAAAUUUAAAAAAAUGUCACUAAUAUAAUUCAUAUAUGCUAUAAAUUAAAUUCUUAUAUCGAGUCGUCACACCCCUAUUCUUUAAUGCAAAAUACAAUCAUGAACAGAAAUUUAAAAAAGGAGCGAAGACUCUUACUCUAUAAUCAUUUUCACUCAAACGCCCCAUUUCAGACAAAAGCAUGACGUUUUAAAACAGAAUAGUCAAAUAUGGCGACAGAGUUAAUGUAAUUGCACAUGAAUUUAUCAUAAGUAAGAAAGACUUUGUUUUGGAAAAUGUAGAAUUCCUAUGAAAAUUUUCAGUAUAAUAGUAACAAUUGAGAUGAUUUCUGAAUCGAAAUUUUUUUUUUCAUUGUCUCAUUUUUUUAAAACCUUUACUUAUCUGAUAUUUUUCUAUUGCAUAAAUACAUUUGGUACUAUAACUCACAAAUUUAUGCUUGAGGACCUAACAAUGCAACAAAUUCAGAGUAGAAUCUGAUUGGUCUACUUCAUUUCUCCUCCGUUUUCCGAAAUUUGUUUGUCCAGAGCAUCGAAUCAUAGUUCUAUAGCAAAACGAAGUUACAAACAGGUCCAUUGGACAAGUGUAUCACUUAAAAUGAACUUUUAAAAAAAAAAUAUUAGUUUUCGAAUAUAUUUUUUUUCGGCGGCGAUCCUCAAAGCCUUAAUCUAAAUCUGUGGGGUAUCUUAUCUUUACAAGGAACAACUUGGUUGUAUUUGCAAAGUAAGAAAGGACCUACAAAUUCAUAUAUGAAUAUUAUUUAAGUACAAAAUUAUUCAAAAGGUUCUUGAAAAUUAGAUAUUUUUUAGCGUUUAACCAUCGUUCUGUUGAUGUCUUAUGCUGACCAAAACAAGACUACAAUAAGAGGUCUCGCUUAACAUGAAGAUAAUAUUACGAUAAAUACCUAUAAUAAAGAUAUACUUACGUCACUUGUGCAUCAAUUGUCAGUCACACUUCAGGAUCGGCCCCUUGCCCCCAAUGAUCUGCAUUUUAAAAUGGGGUGCAUAGUGAUAUCAGGAGAAUGCGUUUCUGAAGAUGAGAAUGCAAUAGAACGGUUGGCGUCGUGGCUUAGCACCGUACCCCCAGAGGGAAGCUUGCAGAGCUUCCCCAGGCCCCCUAACUGUCAAGAGAAAAGACACCAACAUGACUGUUUUUUGUUAUUUGUAUUUUUUGCCUUAGAUUGAGAAACACUGCUUUUUUAUUCUCAUAUAUGUGUGUGGAAAUGCGUUUAUACAUAGGGUUAGGGUUUACUCAAAAGUUCUGGAUCCCCUAGUACCUCAGCAUCUAUGUCUUCAUAAAUUUAAUGUAAACAUUAAAAAACCACUAUGUAGUCUGAGUAGUCAGUCAAUCCCAUUUACUUCAGCCUGGUAAAACUGGAUAUAAUAGAGAUGUAGGAUGGACUUAUACACGCACAGAUAAGGAAAGUAUACAUAUAAGAUAUGUUUGAAAGAAACUGACAAGCUAAGCAUACACUCAUGGAAUUGUUUUUUUUUUCACUGCAAUUUUUAAUAUCUUAAAUAAAUAUUCAUGCGAAUGCCCAAACAAGCUAAAAUGUAAUUUGAAUGUUUCUUUUUAAUGUAGAGUAUUUUAUUUAUUGUACACGAGUAUACACUUAGCUGUCUUAGCGAAAAUUUAAAACAUUGUUUAAUAUUUUGGUUUGUUAAUUAAAGUUGCCUUUUCAAAUAAUUUUCCAAUAAUAACGUUAUAAGUAAAGUGAAUUCGUGAAUAUAAAAAUUGUAUGAAUGUUGCUAUUAAAAUAGCUAAUCGAUAUUGAGAACUAGAUCUAGAGUCUAAUAUAGUUUUCGACUUAAAUUAAACUUUGAUUCAAUGGUUUAAAUUAAAGAAAAUACAUCUACUUUCACUAAACAUUUUUGAUUUCUAAGUUAAAGAUUGAAUUUAAGGAUUAAAAAGCUUAUUUAUAAUGUUUAGGUUGGAAUAUUUAACAUCACCCAUAUAGAGUCUCAUGUAUGUCAACACGGUUUGCAACUAUAGCAAACGAAUGUAUUUUAAAAUGCUAUAGAAAAUGCUUUAGUCUAAUUCUAUCUAAAUAUUAAAUAAAUGGACAAUAUUUACUAUGUUCAUAUGUUAAAGUAUAAAACGUAUUUUUGUAUCAUUUCAGUGUUGAAUUAGAUCUAGGGUUUGAGAGAUUUUAAGUUCUGCGUAUUAUAUAUAUAUAUAUAUAUAUAUAUAUAUAUAUAUAUAUAUAUAUAUAUAUAUAUAUAUAUAUAUAUAUACGCGUCCAUAUCUCUAUUGUUAUAGUUAUAAAAUUAUAUAUAGUUAUAUUGUCAUAAAGUUAGCAAUUAUAUUAUUGGUUUGAUUAUGUGGUGUUUUAAUGUUGUUUUUUAAUAAACGUGUAUACAACA